This is a messenger RNA of Pocillopora verrucosa, 710 nucleotides long. NCBI's taxonomy places the organism in Eukaryota, Metazoa, Cnidaria, Anthozoa, Scleractinia, Pocilloporidae. The record is from RefSeq and is a predicted model, not a curated record.
GUUAAUUACUUCUCUUGAGCCGUGUUGGCAAAAGAAAUGUUGUUGGCUCAAGACAAUUCAUUAAUUUGUUAUUACAUUGUCAGUUUAUAUAAUGGAAUGUAUAAUUCAUGUUCUCCGCCUCUCCAUCUUUUAGUGAUACUUCUUAUUAUUAUAUGUUCAGAUAUUCGGUGAAGAAUGUUCUUCUCAUUGGGCUUUGGUAUGGUGUGAAGAAACCCAAAAUCAAUUCCUUUUUGGAAGCAUUUCUUUGCGAAAUUGAAAUGCUGGAGACUGAAGGUCUUCUUGUAUGCAACAAAUGGGAAGAUGAAUUCAUAACUUUCAAAGUGCAUCUGCACUGCUGCAUAUGUGACCUGCCAGGAAAAGCCCUUGUCUUCCUACACAAGCUUUAUAAUGGAUUGUUUGGUUGUAUGGUCUGUUUUCACCCUGGAGUCAGACUAGACAUUGCUGGAAAUGUCAGAGUAUAUCCCUAUGCAGGUGACAAAUAUCAUUAUUAUUAUAUGAAAUGGAAUUACAUUCUCUCUUUCAUUGUGUUUGCAAGUCAGUACAGGAUUUUAAGAGUGCACUAUAACAUUCUAAUUGAUUGUGAACAUGUGAAAUUCACAUAUAUGAACUGUGAAUUAUGGUGUGAAGUGGUAGUGAAACUAAAGCCUGAAAAAACAUCAGGGUUGUACUGGAGCACUUACCUCUGUGAUACUGGUGCAGUGCUCUCCUAG